UGGUGUGCAAAUCGUGUUCGUGUUGACACGUCGAACCGUGUCUCCGACCUCCGCGAGGUGUGUGCUCGGUGUGUGCCCCGUCGCGCGAUUCCCGUCGCUAGUAAUGACGUUUAAUUGCGAUUCCUAACAUUGGCGCGAAGCGUUCACCGGUGCGGGACGGGCGCGCGACUACGAGCCCGAUGAUCCCGAUCGUCCCGCCGCUGCGCACGUACGGCGCGUCGUCGUAGAGCACUCGCCCGUUCUACGCGGCCGAGCGCGGAGGUUAGGAAAUCUCUGCGUGGCGACCCGACACGUUUUACGCUCGCGCGUAAAGCGUAAUCCGGUCCCGCUUCCUCUCGUUUUUCCGCGAGCGAAGGGACGCCGGCACGAGCGUUCGGCUCAAGCCGCGAGGCGGGGAGGCCGCUCGACCGAAACCACCAGGAAACAUCUGGACCGAGGGGGUGGGCGAUGCGAUGACCGUUGGCGAGGAUCGUUGAACCAGGGUCGAAUCUCGAUCGGCGCCACCACCCAGGAGGGAGAGAUCUCUCGCGGCAAUGGCGAAAUUCCGGAUGCUGCCGCGCACGUCGCGCAUCGUGGCCCUCUGCUCGGCCGCGAAUUUCAUCAACGCCGCGGACCGGGUCAUCAUGCCCAUCGCCAUCGUGCCGAUGACCGACGAGUUCAAGUGGAACCUGUACUGGCAGGGAUGGAUACUGUCAGCGUUCGCCUUCGGAUACUUCACUAGUCAGAUCAUCGGUGCGAGCACAGCGAGUCGUUUCGGCUGCAAGACGGUGCUCAUGCUAGCGGUCUUGCUGUGGUCCAUCAGCACGGUCAUCACGCCGUUGCUGGCACAGUCGGUGCCGUUACUCAUAUUCUGCAGGGUGGUUCUAGGCCUCGGAGAAGGAUUAGGCCUACCAGUGAUAUUUCACUUAUUUGCACACAAUGUUCCUGUGGAAGAAAGAUCACGCGCUUUCGGCUACCUAGUAGCUGCCGGUUCUGUUGGCCAAGUGGUCGCGUCUGUCAUAUGUCCGCACUUGGCAUGGCAAACGGGAUUUUACUUGUUUGGGACGAUAGGUAUCAUAUGGACUCUUUUGUGGCUGAUGCUGUACCAGGAAACUAAUUCUCAAGACGAGAUACCGUUAUUUGUUCCUAAAGUGGCUCAGAAUAGAAGUCUGCGUUGGACCGAGUUCAUUGCUCACUGGCCCCUGUGGGCUUUGUACAUAGCGCACUUUGCGAUGAACUGGAGCAAUUACAUAAUAAUGCAGUGGCUACCCACUUAUCUGGCGAGAAAUUUGUCUGCGAACAAGGAGAGCAUUAGCUUGACGGCUCUCCCUUAUGUCGUUAACUCUCUCAUUGGUAUUGUCGCUGGCCAUAGCGCUGAUACUUUGAUACAAAAGAGAUGGUCCGUUCUGUCUGUUAGAAGAUUGAUGACGAAUAUAGGCCUAAUAGGACCAGGUGCUUUUCUAUUAGCUUUUUGCGCUGUAGAUAAUCUGCUUGCUGCAGUCAUCUUUGUUUCGAUAUCUAUGGGCCUCUGCGCGUGCAACUCGGCCGGACAUCUGAGUAAUCACGCGGACAUAGCUCCGAAUCAUGCGGGAAUUACAUUUGCAGUUUCAAAUACGAUUGCAACAGUACCUGGCAUUCUCUGCGGACCAUUGACAGCCGAAUUGGUGACUGCCUCGCACGGUUGGUGGAUGCCGGUCUUCGUGCUGGCGGCGGCGAUUAACUUCACCGGGGCUAUAAUAUACCAAAGCCACAGUUCGGCGCUUCCAGUGUUGUGAUAUGCUCUAUCUCUCAUCCAGCGAUUAUUUGUUAUCGAAAAGAGUGAAGUGGUCAAGUGUUUGUCGAGGACAUUGCGGGGAGAUAUCUGUUUGCUUUGAGAUCACCGUGUGAACGGUGCUCAGAACGAGGUAGCUGUGAAUGUUUACAGGAAUCUUGGUGCGAUGCGUUCGCGGUCACAUCGCGUGUCGGCCAGUCGAAGACAUAUCAUAAUGCUUUAUUUAUAUCGUAGAUUAAAUUUUUAUCUUCUUUGAAUCGCGCGCGGCGAAGUGUGAUUUUUUGACAGAUGGUGCCAUAACGUAGAUGGAAUGGGAUUGGUUUGAAGGAACUCGGAGGAAAUCGGACAUACAAACACAUGAAACUCAUCGUACACCUUAAUUAAUAUAUACGUAUUGUAUUACUAAAAAAUUAGCGGAAAACAUUUUGUGAUAUGUUCUAAUAAAAAUUACAAAUUUUA
Molecule: messenger RNA, 2209 nt
Organism: Wasmannia auropunctata (little fire ant)
Lineage: Eukaryota; Metazoa; Arthropoda; Insecta; Hymenoptera; Formicidae
Product: sodium-dependent phosphate transport protein 1, chloroplastic-like
Exons: 8
Coding region: 534-1754 (406 amino acids)
Biological process (GO): transmembrane transport; monoatomic anion transport
Molecular function (GO): transmembrane transporter activity
Source: RefSeq, a predicted model, not a curated record